Messenger RNA from Mucor velutinosus, 654 nucleotides. RefSeq names its product Protein N-terminal and lysine N-methyltransferase efm7 (gene EFM7). Bases 1 to 654 code for a protein of 217 amino acids. The record is from RefSeq and is a predicted model, not a curated record. Gene Ontology annotation, cellular component: endosome. Gene Ontology annotation, biological process: vacuolar transport. The transcript has a single exon. NCBI's taxonomy places the organism in Eukaryota, Fungi, Mucoromycota, Mucoromycetes, Mucorales, Mucoraceae.
AUGGCAUCAGCAGCUGCAACAGACCCAAAACGAUUACAGAACCUAUAUGUCGCUCGUUUGGUAACUCAAGAGAGACCUUGCUUUGUCUGCAGCAAAUUCACUGGUGUCGUAUUAACGUCUGCCGACAAUAGCAACACAGAUUGGUUUUAUGUCUGUCGAGCACAUUUAGGUGAUUUCAAUUUCUGCUCAAAGCUGGGAGGAUCACCAAAACCUGCACAAAAUGCUCAGAUAAAAAAGGAACAAUUGGUCAACAGACCUCCUGAAAGUGAUAGCGUCGUGGAUUUAGUAUCGAGCAUAGGCUCUGCUUGGAAAUCGUGGCGAGGGAGCGGUAAGAAAUCAGACGAAGAGGACGACAAGAAGAAGGAUGACAAGAAGGGCGAUGAUAAAGACAACGAAAAGGACGAGUCCCAAGUCGAAAAGAAGGCAUCCUCUUCUCCAGCUCUCAGCAGCGACACGAGUCUGCCACCAUCACCAGCACCAGCAUCUGUACCUGCCUCGCCUCAGCAACCAGUGCGCUUUGUAAUUCAACGUGAUUAUUUUUACCUGAGACAACGGGAGUACAUGAAGAAGAUCCAAAAGAAAGAGGCCUCGGAAAAGUUGAAAACGCUCCAAUUUCCAGAGGUUCCCAAGACUUUACCCACCAUGCAAAAAUAA